Molecule: messenger RNA, 373 nt
Organism: Cricetulus griseus (Chinese hamster)
Lineage: Eukaryota; Metazoa; Chordata; Mammalia; Rodentia; Cricetidae
Source: RefSeq, a predicted model, not a curated record
AUGAAAACCUGUUGCUUCCCCGAACAUGGCCGGCGCAGGGAAAGCAUAUGCAAGUGUGGCUAUGCCCAGAGCCAGCACAUCGAAGGCACGCAGAUCAACCAAAAUGAGAAGUGGAACUACAAGAAACAUACCAAGGAGUUUCCAACAGAUGCCUUUGGUGACAUUCAGUUUGAGACUCUGGGGAAGAAAGGCAAGUAUAUCCGCUUGUCCUGCGACACGGACUCCGAAACCCUCUACGAACUGCUGACGCAACACUGGCACCUCAAAACACCCAACCUGGUCAUUUCGGUGACUGGUGGUGCCAAAAACUUCGCUUUGAAGCCACGCAUGCGCAAGAUCUUCAGCCGGCUGAUUUACAUUGCACAGUCUAAAG